CCAACUCCCCUCCGGGUUCAUUUCGCCUCACACGCAGCUGGCUCCGCCGCCGCACCGCGAAGCCGGAAGCCGGAAGCCAGAGGCGGUGGCCGCGCACGGCACAGCCCGACCCCGCCACCGCUAGAGGGAUCCGCGCGACCAGCCCCGGCUCUCACACUGCUCGCACGCCGGAGACGACGAGAUCUUCACCCCACGCUGCCUAGACCGGCGGUCCACUCCUCGCCUCUUUUCCUCAGUUCUCCCUCGCCGAAGGACCCUCGAUUAUUUCCGUUUGGUGAUAGGAUUUCGCCAAAUUAAUACGAUGGAUGCUGCUGCCGCUGCUGAUGCCGCCGCCGCUGCUGCUGCCGCUGCUGAUCCCACGCUGGAUUUUGACCCAGAUGAACUCAGAGCUGUCUAUGAAAGUACCUCACCUUACAUAGCGGGGUUUUUUCCGUCUUCUCCAGGAGUCAUUGUUAUGUCAACCAACAGACAUGAUGUGGUUGCUGUUCACUCAGAGUUGAUUAGCGAUGACCCUGAAUACCUUCCUAAAAUAGUUCGGUAUUAUUCUAAUAAUACCGAAGCUCGUGUUGACGCAGUGGCAAAACUUCCUGCUGAUGUUACAGUCUUGUUUGCAAAGCGCAAGGGUGAGCGAUUGCCUGACAUUGGAUUUUCAAACCUGGAUCCCCAAGAAGGUGUGUCUGAGAAAGUGGUGACAUUUUUCCCAUACAUGGACACAGUGGCUAUGUUCAAGGGACACAUUGGGUUAAGGAAUGCCACAUCCAGGGACGUGAGGGCACCAGAGCAGGAGGUUCAGCCAUCAUCCAUCAACACAUUCACCUUUACUGCCCCGUAUGCAUCCGUUAGCUUCAGGAAAGAUGGUAAUGAGCAUGAUCCUGAUCUACUGGAGACACGCUUAAUGACUCUUGGCGCUCCUGUGUUCAACUUAAAUGGCCAGAUUGUAGGUAUAUUGAGUGAUGUCGGUAUUGAUUGUAGUCUGAAAUUUGCGAGGAAAGCAGUAUACUUAGGUGAAGUCCGUUCACAACUGCGGGGCGAGCAAGUCAAUUGGCUGAAGGGGGAAGAGAAGGUGAGACGUGGUUUGUGAGGGACCCUAAAAUCUGAAGAUACCAGUAGUUGAAUGUGUCGGAAGAUGCAAGUUAACCUUUUUUUUUUUAUCUCUCUUCUGUUUACUUGCGAGGAUCAGUGCCGUCAUGGCGAGAUGCCUGAAACUUUGGAACAGUUCUUGCUUUUUGGUAUGGUCUUGGAAGGUAAUCUUAACCUCUGAAAAGUUGUAACUUGGAGGCAGUACCUUUAUGUUGGUGUUGCACAAGUAUCUCCUUGUGAGAUUUUCUGAGAGGUAGUUGUAGAUUGGGAUGUAAGUGACUGUGUGUGCUGCAUCCCUUUCUUCCAUUUUGACAACAAUUUUUUGUAUUUAAAUCUUAUAUAAAUAUAUGGUGUCAAACUGUGAUUUGUCAA
This is a messenger RNA of Triticum dicoccoides, 1452 nucleotides long. RefSeq lists its product as uncharacterized. The transcript is spliced from 6 exons. Lineage: Eukaryota; Viridiplantae; Streptophyta; Magnoliopsida; Poales; Poaceae. Bases 302 to 1081 code for a protein of 259 amino acids. The record is from RefSeq and is a predicted model, not a curated record.